AUGGAGCUGGAUGUGGUGACGUCAGGGAUGGUGAUCAGCACGUUCCUGUCUGCCCCCAUCAUGUACGUGUCAGCCUGGCUCCUGACCAUCCCCCUGAUGAACCCCAAGCCACUGGUCACUGAGCUGCAGAAUGUCAGCUUCAACAUCAGCAUUGUCAGCCUGGUCGCACUGGUGUGGACCAUCGCUGUCAUUCUCCUCAGUAAGAAGUUCAAGAGGCUCCCACACAUGUUUUCUAUGAACCUCUUCCUGGCACAGUUCCUAGUGUGUGUCGGUAUGAUCCUGUGGAACUUCGUAGUGAAGCAGGAGGACAUCUUGGGACAGGUGUUGACAUUCACACUGCUCUAUGGGUCACUCUACAGCACAUAUGUCUGGACUGGUCUCAUUCCUCUCUGUUUGGUUCUGACCAAGAAGGACAAUUUGCUGAGGAUUCCACCUUGGGUCUUCAUGGUCUUUGGCUGGGGCAUACCGUUCCUCAUCCUUGGAGGUCUGCUCCUGGCAGGAGAGAGGAUGCCUGAUACUAUAGACUCUGCCUUCUUCUAUGGCAGGGCUCAGGUGAGACGAUGCCUGAUACUAUAG
Oncorhynchus keta (chum salmon) is the source of this 576-nucleotide messenger RNA. Its product is annotated as integral membrane protein GPR155-like. Bases 1 to 576 code for a protein of 191 amino acids. Gene Ontology annotation, biological process: G protein-coupled receptor signaling pathway. The transcript is spliced from 6 exons. The record is from RefSeq and is a predicted model, not a curated record. Lineage: Eukaryota; Metazoa; Chordata; Actinopteri; Salmoniformes; Salmonidae. Gene Ontology annotation, cellular component: membrane. Gene Ontology annotation, molecular function: G protein-coupled receptor activity.